Molecule: messenger RNA, 2295 nt
Organism: Bursaphelenchus okinawaensis
Lineage: Eukaryota; Metazoa; Nematoda; Chromadorea; Rhabditida; Aphelenchoididae
Source: the annotation of a GenBank genome assembly
AUGAAACACCAGGUACAAGCAGCUACAAUCUGUUGAGUGAAGCUCUUACUGCAGUCUAUCUUUGAAGAAAGAUUUGGCAAUUUGAUAAUUGGCAGUAGCUCCGCCUUAGAAAUUAAAUUACAUAAGGGCGAUAAAAUUAGGUAAUAAAUAAGGUUUUGAUGUAUAAAGACAGUUGAUCUUAAUCAUGACAUCUCGAUCUCUUUGACGUAUUUAUUAAUAUUUUGUUACAUAAUAAAUCAUGGAGGUGUUGAUUAAUAUUAGAUAAAGCAUAAUAGUAAAAUAGAAGCUUAGAAAAUUUAAAAAUUUGACCAAAAAGUUCAUAGAAUUAAACGAUUUUCCUAACAAGGUCGUUGAAGUUUGCUUCAUUUGAAGGGUUUAUGUACAUAGUAGCUCAAUGUUUUUUAUACAACCUAAUAUAAAAUGGCUGUUAAUAAGUAAACUUUCUACAAAGUUAUUGACCGGCAAGGCAAUAUCUAAUCACAAAUCUUUUCAGAUUUCUCUGGAUACUCCAUCUUCAUCUCAAGCUACAGACCCAUUGGAAGUUGCGUUUUGCGAUGGAGAUUCUAAUGCUACAACAUCAGAACAACCAUUUUCUUUGCCAUCUUUGCUGUUUCUAACUCUGGGAAGUCAUUAUCAACUCAUCGACUCAUUGGAAACCUUACGACCUGCUUUCAUCGUGUUAUAUCACACUGAACUUGGAGCUUUUAGGCUUAUUGAGGCAAGGUUUUUAUUAGAAAGACGUUUUUUGGUAAAAUACGAGAUAUUUUUGUCUAAUCUGGAAGGCUAAACUAAUAUCGUGCUUGUAAAAUUUUAGAAAAAUGUGAUGUCAAUAUCUUUUCAGUCUUACAAAGCCCAUCAUGCCGAUGUACCUCUCACAAUAUAUGCACUUACCUAUCCAAACUCGACCGAAGAAGAACGCUAUCUAUCAGCCAUGCAACAUGAACAACUCUCGAUGGAAACGCUGAUUAAAGAACUGGGAUCAUUGUUAAUCAACACAGAGUACGACAUUUCUCGAGAAACAUCGUCAGGGCUGAGAGAGAUCGCAUUGAGAAGAGACAGCAGACACAAAAACAAAAAAGAGGAGGAAGAUGAAGAGGGACUACAGCCUAUGGUAAGGUGGUGUUAUUGUAGUAUUAACGGAGUUUACUACGGAUUUCUACGGUUCUUGGUGGCUUUUAAAAUGAGGAAAGCUGAUAUUUUAGAGGUGUUUUAAAGAUUAUAUUAUGAUAGGCAUUUUAGACUUUUUUGGUUGGUUAUUAAUAUCCAGCUCUAAGGAGGAGAUUAGUUGUUUGGUUAUGUUGUUUUAGGAGGGGAUUGACGUCUUUACUUGUGUGAUAAUAUCGUUUUAGGUAGUGAUUGACGUCCGUGAGUUUCGUAGUGAACUCCCAAUUGUAUUAUAUCAGAAUGGAAUUGAUCUAUAUCCAUGUACUCUUGAGGUUGGUGAUUAUGUUCUGUCGCCGUCGAUUUGUGUCGAAAGAAAGGCACUAGAUGACUUGACACAAUCACUAAACAAUGGACGAAUCUUCAAACAAAUUGAACAGGUACAGUUUUAAUUAUUGUUUUUAUGUAUGGUUCAAGUUAUCGUUGUCCUUCUUGUAGCUGGUUUAUAUUAAAAAUGUUUUGUAGAUGAACAUGAACUACGACCGAAUAGUCCUUCUGAUCGAGUCGAGUGAGAAGUUCAGGAAGAAACGAGUGAAUGGAGGACCAUUCCAAGGAGAACUGUCUAAAAGAAGCUCUACUACUCGUAGUUUAUUGUGCCAGUUGAUUAGAGCUCAACCGAAGCUAACUUGCAUGUGGAGCUUGGGCCCUUCACAUUCGGCCGAAAUCUUUGAGGAAAUUAAGGUAAUCACUUGGAUAUUAUGAUACCCUCAUUAUUAUGGUUUUUUGUUCCAGUCCCUUGAGUGUCAUACUAAAAAGGUUUGACUGUAUGACAAUUUUGAAUCAAAUUUUAUUCAGUCAAUCACAAUAUCUUUUCAGUUAGACCAAGAAAACCCGGACCCAGAAGAAGCGAUGGCCAUAAAAACUGAUGAUUUCUCGAUUCUGGAAGAAACAGAAGACACAGAAUUGGCAGUAAAACAAGCCAAAUUCAAUCAAACAACCAGAAGAUCUCUUCAAACCCUACCUGACAUUAACUUGGCCGACUUGGACAAGUGUUUGCGGUCAAACAAGUUCAAGAAUGUCCAAGAAUUCUGUUGUGGAUCAGCCGAAGACUUUUUGAAAUCAGGAUUCUCGGAGAAGCAAGUCGACGAGUUUGUUCAAUUAUUCAAUACCGACUUCAGAUUAGUCGAAGGAUAA